CCCACACCCGUUAUCCUGUUGAAAGAGGGGACCGAUAGCUCCCAAGGCAUCCCCCAGCUUGUAAGUAACAUCAGUGCCUGCCAGGUGAUUGCUGAGGCUGUCAGAACCACCCUGGGCCCCCGUGGCAUGGACAAGCUCAUUGUGGAUGGCCGAGGCAAAGCAACAAUUUCUAAUGAUGGGGCCACAAUUCUGAAACUCCUUGACGUUGUCCAUCCUGCAGCAAAGACUUUAGUGGACAUUGCCAAAUCCCAGGAUGCAGAGGUUGGUGAUGGCACCACCUCAGUGACCCUGCUGGCUGCAGAGUUUCUGAAGCAGGUGAAACCCUAUGUGGAAGAAGGUUUGCACCCACAGAUCAUCAUCCGAGCUUUCCGCACUGCCACUCAGCUGGCAGUUAACAAGAUCAAAGAGAUUGCCGUGACUGUGAAGAAGGAAGAUAAAGUGGAGCAGAGGAAGCUGCUAGAGAAAUGUGCCAUGACUGCUCUGAGCUCCAAGCUGAUCUCCCAGCAGAAAGCCUUCUUCGCUAAGAUGGUAGUGGAUGCAGUGAUGAUGCUCGACGAUUUGCUGCAGCUUAAAAUGAUUGGAAUCAAAAAGGUGCAGGGCGGAGCCCUAGAGGAGUCCCAGCUUGUAGCCGGUGUCGCAUUUAAGAAGACUUUCUCUUAUGCUGGGUUUGAAAUGCAACCCAAAAAGUACCAUAAUCCAAUGAUUGCCCUUUUAAACGUCGAGCUCGAGCUGAAAGCUGAGAAGGAUAAUGCUGAAAUCAGAGUCCACACUGUUGAGGAUUAUCAGGCAAUUGUCGAUGCUGAGUGGAACAUUCUCUAUGACAAGUUAGAGAGGAUCUAUCACUCCGGAGCCAAAGUCGUCUUGUCCAAACUGCCCAUUGGGGAUGUGGCCACCCAGUACUUUGCUGACAGGGACAUGUUCUGUGCCGGCCGAGUGCCUGAGGAGGAUCUGAAGAGGACGAUGAUGGCUUGCGGAGGCUCCAUCCAGACCAGUGUGAAUGCUCUGUCGUCAGACGUGCUGGGCCGCUGCCAAGUCUUUGAAGAGACCCAGAUUGGAGGCGAGAGGUACAAUUUCUUCACUGGCUGCCCCAAGGCCAAGACUUGCACUAUCAUCCUCCGUGGUGGCGCCGAGCAGUUUAUGGAGGAGACAGAGCGGUCCCUGCAUGAUGCCAUCAUGAUUGUCAGGAGGGCCAUCAAGAAUGAUUCAGUGGUGGCUGGGGGCGGUGCUAUCGAGAUGGAGCUCUCCAAGUACCUACGAGAUUACUCAAGGACCAUUCCAGGAAAACAGCAGUUACUGAUUGGGGCCUAUGCCAAGGCCUUGGAAAUUAUUCCACGGCAGCUCUGUGACAAUGCUGGCUUUGAUGCCACAAACAUCCUCAACAAACUGCGGGCUCGGCAUGCCCAGGGGGGCACGUGGUACGGGGUGGACAUCAACAACGAGGACAUUGCUGACAACUUCGAGGCCUUCGUGUGGGAGCCCGCUAUGGUGCGGAUCAACGCCCUGACCGCCGCCUCUGAGGCGGCCUGCCUUAUCGUGUCCGUGGACGAAACCAUCAAGAACCCACGCUCCACAGUGGACGCUCCCCCGGCUGCUGGCCGGGGCCGAGGUCGUGGCCGCCCUCAUUGA
Molecule: messenger RNA, 1626 nt
Organism: Sus scrofa (pig)
Lineage: Eukaryota; Metazoa; Chordata; Mammalia; Artiodactyla; Suidae
Gene: CCT7
Product: chaperonin containing TCP1 subunit 7
Biological process (GO): protein folding
Molecular function (GO): ATP binding; ATP hydrolysis activity; ATP-dependent protein folding chaperone
Source: RefSeq, marked provisional